UCCCCAAACAUGGGGCGCUAUCAUAGAAAACUCGGAGAUUACGAGGAGACGGUGAAGGCGGCACCAGCCUUGCUUUGUAUUCACAGUGUAACCCAUUUGUCUUUAGUGGUAACGUAAACCACCGCAGAUAAAACUUUAAUAGCAGUAUGUAUCAGUCUGUUCAAUUGUUGGACUUCUCCAGGCACUAACACUGAAAGCGGUGGAAUAGCAAAUUUCUAGCUGUGGUGCUACAUCACGAGGAGCACCAAAUGCUAACUUACCUAGCUACGCUGUUAGCAUCUUAGCAGCUGUUCCGUCCACUUGAAGGCAUCAUUGAGUUCUCCUACACAGACUAUAGACAGUUUAUGGUACCACAGAGAGCAGCAACAUGACCUCAGCUUCCACUAAAGUUGGGGAGAUCUUCUCUGCAGCUGGGGCUGCAUUCACCAAACUAGGAGAGCUCACCAUGCAGCUUCACCCAGUGGCAGACUCCAGUCCUGCAGGUUCCCAUCCUCCCUCCAGUGGUCAGACGAAGAGCACAGCGAAGAGGAAGCUGUACGAAGAGGGAGCUCUGCCCACUGCCUCUGAAGGGCCUAAGAAGGUCAUCAAGAAAACCAUCGCUACUGUUGCUAUGGCAGCGCAGGGCACUCCAACCGUCAUCUCCGUACCAACGGCUCAGGUUGUCGUGGCGUCAGGACUACAGGGUUCCUCCAGCCAGCCCAGCAUGAAGAAACAGAAGACUGCAGACGUGACCCUCAGUGCUCUCAACGACUCAGAUGUCAACAGUGAUCUUGUGGACAUCGAGGGACUGGGUGAAGGAUCCAACUCCAAAAAACUCAAUAACUUUGAUCAAGAUAACCUGAACCUGGACUCAAGCCUCAUCAUGAAUCCCAGUGACCUUCCUCUGCUCUCCCGUUGACCUUUCACUUCCAAUGGACAUCAAAUGAUGGAUGAAACUAUGAAAAAAGGAAUCAAGUUGUUGGCAGGCCAGCCAUUAGGAAUCAUGGAUACGGGGACAAAAUUUUCCAAACUGGACCCCUUAUUCACACUCACUCCAGCACCACCAACCCCAUCCACCCUUCGCUCUAAUACCAACACAGGCAAUUUCAAAUAAGCUCUCGGCCAUUAGUUUUGUAGUGCGAGAGACAGAGUCUCUAACAACUGUUUCCAAAACCAGUGUUAUAGACCCAUCAAGACCAUGCUCUGUUCUGUAUUGCCAAUAUGAUCACAAAGCACAAAAGAUCACAUCAGUUAUUUCAAAACACAGAUUUUCUUUCAGAUAAGACUGUGACAGUUAUAUUCUUCCUUUUACCUCAAAACAAAAGUAGAGAAAAAUAUGCCCUCAAAGAUUCAGAGAAGAGUAAAAUGAAUUAUUGAUGAAAUUAACUGCAAGGGAUUAACCUGUAAGAUUGAAUCAACAGUGAAAAUAUAAAUUCACUUCUCAUCUGUUACCAUUGCCAAAUUCAGUGUUUAUAAUGUGUUCAUUUAUGCAAUUCCAAGACUAGUAUUUAUAAUAAAAAUUCAAAUAUACCAUUUCAAAAAGGCAUUGCUGCUUUUUGCCUCCCCAAAAUUUAGCCUAACUUUGGAGCAUUAUUUACCUCCUUCCAGGUAUCAGUAUCUUUACUCUAUCUUUAAAACUAAGCCCGCCACAGCAGGUUUUAUUUUCUAGUCUCCCUUGAUCCUCACCUUUGCCACAUUUAGCCUGUCAUAGAAUAACAAUAAAUUUAUUUUGUAAAUACAUAUAACUUGUAGUGUCAGUGAUGUAAGUCAUUAAGUAAAUUGCUGUAGUCUAAGGGUCCAGCAUAGACCUUUGCAUGUCCGCCCCUGACAGCGGGCCUGCUUGUUGGCACUAUCAGGAAUAUGUUUGGAUAAAAAAAAAAUUAACAGCAGUAAUUUGCAAUUUUAGACAAUUUCCUCUCCGCCUCAUUGUCUUUUGCAAUGUAGAAACAUCCAGACAUUCCUAAAAGACUGUAUGCAGUAAGGAAACUGUUCUUACAUUCAUACUUCCUGUGUUUCUUUAAAGAGAAGCCAGGAAAACAAAGACAGAGAAACUUUGGCUAAAUCAACAAGAUAUUUUGCUCCCCCAUCAAGAUGCAGCCCUAAUAUGUAACUUUUUUUUUCACUUUUUAGCUAGGACAUGCUGGUUGGUCUGCAUCCUCAAAAAAAUAGCUUACAAUGUAAACAGGACACACAUAUUUUACGUCUCUAUUGUUCCCCCAUAUAAUUGAUGUAUUCAUUAGAAUCAUACAGCCUGGUCUUACACAAGUGUUACAGGCGAUCAUAAUGUCAAAAAUUUGGCUUUUGAAUUUCCGCUUAUUGACUUUUCAGCAUCAAGACAUAAUCUUUUAAGAGAGAGUCACGAUGCAUCUAAGAAUCCUUUUUUUCCCCUCUCAACAUCUGGUAAAGAGUGACAAUUUAUUGUAUUUCAUGUUCAGUCUCACCCCAUUUUGCUAAUGAUUGUAUUAGCAGGUGUUAGGCCUCAGUUAAGGGCUGUGGCUGACCCUAGAUUUGCGAAAAUCUUGCAGGCUGCUUCAAAAAAAUUCUUGUCUUGUGGUUUUAUGGUGUGACAAUACUGUGUUGAAGGUUUGGUUAGGUUUUAGGCACAAAAAACACUUGGUUAGGGUUAGGGAAAGAUCGUGGUUUGAGUUCAAAUGAAACUUGGAACAUGAAAUCUGGUGAAUCUGAGGCUACCAUCAAGACACGACCUCAGUUUAGGUCAAACAUGAUGUAGUAAUUAGAGUUUUUAGAAGGACAAAGACAUGUUGGACUCCUGUCUGAGUGAUUGGUUCCAGUAUAUUUUCAAUGUGAAUUGUCUAAAUUCCUUCCUUCCUCUCAACUUGGCCAGUAAAACUGUGUUAGAGGUUACAAGAACACAGAGGGUCAGAUCCUACACUCUGCUCCUUUCAUUCUAGUUAAGGUGGAACUAAAUAACCAACAAGAGUAGUUGCUUAUUAUUUUUAAGAGCUGGUAUCUUGUGAUAACAUAUCUCCUUACCUUGAUUAGUACAGUAUACAUUUUUUAGACCCAGAAACACAUUUGAGUAAAAAAUAAAUGUGGGUGACAGUCAGUUUGAGGUUUAUAUUUAAAUGACAAUGAUUUAAAUAAUCAAAAAUGAUAAUUUUUUUUUAAAAACACCCCUAACUCAAGAUCCACUUACUAGAUUUCUUCUCAGCUUUCAACCACAUCCUAGUCUUAAUCAGUAGAUAAGGUUUGCCCAGUUGUUCAACAGAUUUCAUCCAUUAAUGAGGACUGGGAGGUACAGUUGAACACUUUAGGAUAUGCUUGAAAGUGGACCACUUUUUAAAAUUAAAGGAAUAGGAAUAUCGACCACUGAUUUUUAAAACAGUUUUCAAAAAUAGGCUUUUCACUUUAUAUCUGAGAGUUAGAUGAGAAGAUCAAUGUCAAUUUCAUGUCUGUGCUUUAAGUACAAGACUGUUAGCCUAGCUUUGCAAGAAGGCUGGAAGCAGGGGGAAAUGGCUAGCCUGAUUCUGUCUAAAGCUAAAAAAAUAUAUACCCACAAAUACCCCUGAAGCUCACUGAUUAACAUGUUUUUCAUUUGAUCAGAUGUUAUCAACAUUACUACUGCUGUUGGGUUCUGUACUUAAGAAAUAACCAUGUAAAAUAGAGUGGUUAGCAAUUUAGUACUCCUGGUUCCCUUGUCUUAAAGUCAAUGGGUUUCUUGAAUGGGUAUUGGUUAGAUGCCUAAAAUAAGGUCUGUGGUUAAUGUUUGAGAUUUUCACAUUUUGUUCUAAAACAUUAAAUGGGUCUCUUAAAAUUAGUGUCCUAAAAAGGCGGUUGCUAACAAGUGAGUAAAUGAGACUACAGAAUGUCAUGACAUCAAACACAGCUUUACAACCUCAUUGUGGUGUAGUUUAUUUAUAGCCUAACAACACCAUUUUACUUGUGUUCACAUGUGAAAACUAUCCUGCCGAACAAGAUGCGUAAGUAUCAUAAACUUUUGUUUGCCACAGAGCUUGUUUUCAGCAAUAAUGUAAAAUCCAAUGGAAAAAUCCCAAAGGUUUUUUUUGACAAAGUAACCAUGGUGAUACUUAUGUUUGGGCUACAAAAAAGUCAUCUUUGCAGCACUCUAUAAUAAUAACUGUAAUGUUCACAAAUACUUUGAAAUAUAGUCAUAGAUUUCAUACAUGAUUAAUUCAUCUAUCUGAACGUAAAGUUCUGCUGGUUUUUAUCCUACAAUAUUUUCAUAGCAACAGCAAUACUAAAACCCAUAUUUAUACCAGAUUUGCAUACAAAACUUAAUUUUAGAAGCUGAAAUGCCAUGACAAGUAAUUUGUUUAUUUCUUCUGUCAAUGUUGUAUAUACAAUUUACUGUAAAGUGUUGGCUCUGUUUUUGCCCAUUGUAGCAUUUAACAUCAUGUAUACUUGACAUUACUGCAGAGCUCAUUCCAAAGCAUGUGGUUUUAUAUUUUCUGUGAUUUUUCACCUUUGAGGCAGCCAUUAGAUUCUGUUCAUUUCAGAACAAUCUGAAAGAAGAAAAUAACGUACAUUCCUUCAUUUAGUUUACUGAAGAGCCCUGUGACAAAUGAGUACAUUGCAUCCCCUGAUGAAGACCUUGAGAUUCAGUUGAAAGCCCUCAUAAAGCUAGUAAUAUCUGCUGAGAUUUAAGUAAAAUGGGAUAUUAUUUAGACACCUCACUAUGUCUAAAUGAGAAUUUAUAGACUAUUCAUAUUUGUCAAGCAGCAUUGUUGUUGAAUGAUGAAUCAAUCACUCUGGUAGACCAUCCAUCUUGAACUUAAAUGAAGUGAAACCAGUGGCUAUGUGGAAGAUCACAUGGAAUAAUCAAAUAUGGUAUGUCUUUAAAUAAAGUCAGCAGUAAUGUAUAGUAUAGGUUAGUUUUUUAAAACAUGCACAAAAUAAAAGUGUGCAAGGAUCCACGUUGAAGUGGACCGCUGUAGUUAAAUAAAUGCCCUUUAGGAGGGUGUGACUGUGUCAAAAAUGUACAUGUGAUUUAAUAAAAACAAUUUAUAAAUUGUACUGUGGACUUGUUCAUGUUUGCCACUUUCUUCUACCACUGGAGAUCAAAAUAACCACACAACCAUAUUUCCCACUUAUUUUCAUCUCC
Messenger RNA from Epinephelus fuscoguttatus (brown-marbled grouper), 5062 nucleotides. RefSeq names its product chromatin complexes subunit BAP18-like. Lineage: Eukaryota; Metazoa; Chordata; Actinopteri; Perciformes; Serranidae. Gene Ontology annotation, cellular component: MLL1 complex; NURF complex. Bases 368 to 898 code for a protein of 176 amino acids. The record is from RefSeq and is a predicted model, not a curated record. The transcript is spliced from 5 exons.